AUGGUGUUAAGGUUAGUAUUAGGUGAGCAGGUAGUGACAGUGGUAUGCGCAUAUGCACCGCAUGUGGGACUAGGAGACCAAGUGAAAAGAGAGUUCUGGGAUUGUCUAGAUGUAGUAGUAAGGGCCAUACCUAGGGAGGAGAAAAUUUUUAUAGGAGGAGAUUUUAAUGGACACAUUGGUAAGGAAAGUGAUGGCUUUGAGUUGGUGCAUGGGGGUUUUGGUUUUGGUGAUAGGAAUGACCCUGGCAGAGACCUUCUAGACUUUGCGACAGCUCACGGUCUAGGUAUUAUAAACUCGUUCUUUAGGAAGAGAGAAUCUCAUUUGAUCACUUUUAGUAGCGGAGGACAUAACAUGCAAAUCGACAAUCUUUUGAUGAGGCAGGAAGAUCGACGGAUGUGGAUGGACUGCAAGGUUAUACCAGGGGAGACUUCAGCGGCUCAACAUCAUUUGCUAGUAGCAGAUAUAGCCCUAAAAGUAAGGCUAACUGAUGGGGAGAGGAAAACCAGACCUAGGAUCCGUUGGGGAAACUUGAAGGGAGAAAAAAGUAUGAUGUUUAGAGAUAAAAUUAACUCAAUGACAUCGAUGCAACUAGGUGACGACGCAAACCGGAUGUGGGAGGCUAUGGCGACUACGAUCACUACAGUGGCGAAUGAGACGCUAGGGGUCACAACAGGAAAGACUGGUGGUCAUAAGGAGUCCUGGUGGUGGAAUGAAGACGUGCAUACCAAAAUAAAGGAUAAGCAACAGAGUUUUAGAGAUCUUUUGAGGUGCACAGAUGAGGAGGAGCGGCUGAGGGUAAGGGAGAUAUACAAGAAGGCAAAAAGGGAAGCGAAAAAGGCGGUGACCGAUGCAAAAAACACAGCCUAUAAACAAAUGUACGAACGUUUGGAAAGGAAAGAGGGGGAGCAUGAUAUAUUCAAGAUUUCUAAAGCUAGGGAGCGAAGAAGACAAGAUCUAGGAGUAGUAAAGUUUAUCAAAGGAGAGGAUGGACGUGUUUUAGUCAAGGCACAUGACAUUAAGUUGAGAUGGCAAACCUACUUCCAUAAUCUUUUCAACCAUGGAAGGGCAUACCAACAAGAUAGCAGCAAUCCCAGGAUUCAAAGGCGACAACAGAAUAAUUGCUACUGCAGGAGGAUCACACAUGACGAGGUGACGAUGGCACUUAAGAAGAUGGGAAGAGGAAAAGCAGUGGGUUUGGACAACAUACUGAUUGAAGUAUGGAAGUGUUUGGGGGAAGAAGGAGUCCGAUGGUUAACACUUUUGUUCAAUUGUAUUUUCAAGACUGGAAAAAUGCCAGAUCAGUGGAGGAGUAGUGUCGUGGUGCCUUUAUACAAGAAUAAAGGAGACGCUCAAUGUUGUGGGAACUACAGAGGAAUCAAACUGCUAAGUCACACUAUGAAGCUCUGGGAGAGGGUAAUUGAAACUAGAAUUAGAAGAGAAACUCAGGUUUUAGUAAAUCAAUUUGGAUUCAUGAAAGGGAGCUCAACUACAGAAGCGAUACAUAUUCUAAGGAGGUUGAUGGAAAAAUAUAGAGCAAAGAAGCAAGAUUUACAUAUGGUGUUUAUCGACCUGGAAAAGGCAUAUGACACUGUCCCACGACAACUGAUUUGGGAUACUUUGGAGGGUCGCGGGCUAUCGGGGAAAUAUAUAGACAUAAUUAAGGAUACAUACGAUAGAACGGAAACUAGUGUCCGCGCGCCUGUAGGAGAUACAAACUUCUUUCCUGUGGAGAAGACAGUUCCAUGGUGCAUGCUUUUUGCAGACGAUAUUGUGUUGAUUGCAGAGACUAAACAGUGCCUGAACGCGAGGGUAGAGGAGUGGCGAGCAGCCUUAGAGGGCAAGGGCCUAAGGAUUAGUCGAUCUAAGACUGAGUAUCUACAUUGUGAUUUCAGUGGUAGAGCCGAUGAUGAUGACACCCAAAUCACCAUUGAGGAUCAACUGGUCCCGCAUGUAACUAGAUUUAAGUAUCUGGGGUCGUUUGUACAAAGAGAUGGUGACAUAGAUAGUGAUGGUAGCAGUCAGGCCCGUUAUGCUACAUGGAACAGACUGUUGGGCUAUCAAGAAGACACAAGCGCGCAAGAUGGAGGUAGCAGAGAUGAGGAUGUUGCGGUGGAUGUGUGCACACACGAGGUUAGAUCGGAUAAGAAAUGA
Messenger RNA from Helianthus annuus (common sunflower), 2151 nucleotides. RefSeq lists its product as uncharacterized. The coding region runs from base 1 to 2151 and encodes 716 amino acids. The record is from RefSeq and is a predicted model, not a curated record. The transcript is spliced from 3 exons. NCBI's taxonomy places the organism in Eukaryota, Viridiplantae, Streptophyta, Magnoliopsida, Asterales, Asteraceae.